UAUAAAACAAAAUGUUUGUUAAUCGUAAGAAAAUAUGUGUGAUACUUCAAUUACUCUUGUCCACGAGUAUAAUAUUUAUAUUCAUUGUGAUCGUUCACGUCAAAAAGUCAUUCAGUCUUGUAUCAAUGGAUAAAGUCACUCCAGUAAAGGAUGCGUUUGGAUUUGUAAAUGAUGGACACCAUUUUAACAAAAGUACUAAUGCUAACACAAAUAACGUCGGAUCAUUUAACUUGGAUUUAAGGAUAAUCGUGAUAACAUAUAAUCGUCCCGUGUCAUUGCUCCGAUGUCUUAAAUCUCUCAACGACGUCGAUUAUAUCGGACACAGGGUCAAAUUAGAUAUAUUCAUAGACCGAUCGUCAAAAUCCAAAGCAGUUAGCCAAAUAACAUAUUCGAUUGCAAAGGCGUUUUCUUUUUUGCAUGGCAAGAAAACGGUGAAUGUUCACAAAAAGCACGUUGGGUUGUAUGGACAGUGGUUGGAAACAUGGCGACCUACAGAAGACAAUAAAGAGAUUGCGGUUAUAUUGGAGGAUGAUAUAACUGUCAGUCCAUUCUUCUAUGAAUGGCUCCGAGCUGCGCAUGCGCAAUAUGAUGCAAGGACUGAUGUAAGCGGUUAUGCCCUUGCCAACGUCAAUCAGCUAGCAGCAGCCCCGGGUGGUAUCGUCGUUCCUCUCAAUUACACAGCAUACAUCUAUCCGAUCCUUGGAUCAUGGGGAUUCUCCCCACACAGGGACAGAUGGCGGGAAUUCCUUGCAUGGUACGAUUCGGCGUCCAUUGACGCAUCAUUUAACCCAUACGUGAAAGGCAUACGUCACACGGAGUGGUAUGAAUCGUUUCAAAAGACUAACUAUCAGAAAUCAAUGUGGUCAAUGUGGCAUAUUUAUUUCAGCCAUAUACACAAAUUAUAUUGCGUAUUCCCAAAUUUGCCCGAUCAUUAUAUGUUUGCCCGGAACCAUCAAGACCGAGGAUUUCAUUAUUCAGGAAAUGUUAAAGCCGAUCAAGUUGAUAAACUUGUUUCAAAUUUGAACUGGAACCCCGAUAUUUUGAAAAUGCCAAAGAAUCCAAUCAAAGUAGACUACUAUGGUCACAUAUCAGUAGGUUAAUUACCUACAUUUUGCCGUUUGAGAAGCUACCCCGUCGUUUCUUUCCGCAUAAUCCACCAUUUAGUUAAGACUUUAUGUCGGAAGAUUAUUACAAGGCAUUUUUAUAAUUCCUAUUUAAUUCCUUUAAUCAGACAUUAAUUCAUCUGCUGAUAUAACAGUUCGUGUUCUUAUGGCUCUUGGUAGUUGGUUGAGUAUCUUAGAUUAAGCCAUUAACACGUGGUAGGAACAAGGAACGUCUGCGCCAUGAGAUUACAUUUCACAAAGCGAUCAAUUGCAAGAAUUUCGCACGAUUCAUUUAUGAAUUUCGUUCGAAUAUUGUUCGAAAGCUGUUCAAAGCCUGUUCCUUAUACGAAGUUAUUGACAGCGACGUAAAUGACAUACACACCGAAUUUUAUUAUCACUUCUCAUCG
Molecule: messenger RNA, 1510 nt
Organism: Owenia fusiformis
Lineage: Eukaryota; Metazoa; Annelida; Polychaeta; Sabellida; Oweniidae
Source: the annotation of a GenBank genome assembly